Messenger RNA from Saprolegnia diclina VS20, 5967 nucleotides. RefSeq lists its product as hypothetical. Gene Ontology annotation, molecular function: protein binding. The transcript is spliced from 11 exons. The coding region runs from base 16 to 5967 and encodes 1983 amino acids. The record is from RefSeq and is a predicted model, not a curated record. Lineage: Eukaryota; Oomycota; Saprolegniomycetes; Saprolegniales; Saprolegniaceae.
CAGGACACGGCAGCAAUGGACGCGGGCCAAGGAGACAGCAUCGUUCUCGAGGAAGAGAUCGAUCCCAACUAUGAGCCGACGGAAGAUGAGGUCCUCGAGUACGCCAAGUGGCUCGGCAUGGACCUCGAGGCCGAGCGGGACCUCUUUUGGAUUGCCCGGGAAGGGCUCAAGGCCCCGCUGCCCGAGAACUGGAAGCCGUGCAAGACGACGGAUACGGGCGAAAUUUACUACUUCAACUUUGCCUCGGGCGCCAGCACGUGGGACCAUCCGUGCGACGAGUACUAUCGCAAGCUCUACGACGACCACAAGAAGAAAUCGAUUCACGGCAAAAAGGACUCGGAUUCCAAGAAGAAGAAGGAAAAAGACGAUGUCGAUGAGAUUUUGGGCAAAAAAAGCAAGAAAAAGAAAGCACCGCCCAAGACCGACGGGCUCUCAGCCGUCAAGACGAGCCUCGACAAAAAGCCCCUUGGCGGGCUUCCCAGCAAGUUGGGCCCUACGUCCGGCGGGUUAGGCCCGCUGGGGGGGCUCAAGCCCGUGGGGGGGCUCGGCCGCCCGGGACCCAAGGCGUUAGCGCGCGCCGAGAGCGACGAUGAAAAGGAAAACGACGACGACGACGAAGAGGAAGCCAAAGUCGAAAUCAAAGCGAUUGGGCGGAAGCCGCUUCUCGGGGUGCCCAAAGCCGGUGCCAAGGAAGAGCUCGAUAAGAAAUCUGCGUCACUGGAGAAGGAGCUCGCAGACCUCGAGUCGGCGCACGCCGAAAAGAUCGCGGCGCUCGAGGCCAAAGUGGCGGCCCAAGAAGACACGCUGCGCGACACCAUCGCCACCAACGAGAAAAAAUUGUCCAAAAUCCAAGCCUCGCACGACGACGAGGUCGCGAGCAUGAAGGAGCUCGAGAAGAAGCUCUCGAAGCGCCGAAAAGACAUGGAGACCGAGAACCGCAAGCAGCUCGACGAGCUCGAAGAGGCGUUUGUCGACAAGAAGCGCGAGCUGCGCCAGCACCAGGACAAGGACACCAAGGGAAUUGAAGAGAAGCACCGCCAGCGCAUCGACGAGCUCUUGGCCAAGCACGAACAUGCGCUGGAAGAGAUGCGGCGCAAGCAAGAAAUGGAAACCGAGCACCGUGAGAAGGUCGAAGCCGAGACCUCGAGCCGCCUCCAAGAUGAAGUGGACGGACUCAAAGCCGAGGUGGCCAAGCUCAAGAGCAAGCUGCAGCAAGCCGACGACGAGGAGACUGAACGCAACACCAAGCUCACGGAGGCUCGGGCCACAAUCGAGAGGUUGGAAGCGCGAGUCCAGGACCUUGAAGCGUCGAGCACAACGCCCGAUGAUGGUACAGCGCGAGAGUCGGCAGUCGCGGCCGAAGCACAAAAGUGGGCCGCCAAGCUCGAGGCAGAGACGACGGCGCUAGAAGCAAAGUGGCGCGCCAACAUGGUAGAGGUGACGACGAAGCUCGACGCUGUUACAGCCGAGCGGGAUGCAGCGGUGACGGCAGCGUCCGACGCAAACACAGUCUGGCAGCGCAAACUGCAAGAAGCUACUGCAGCAUCGUCCGAGUCAGUGAUGCGCGAGACCGCGCCAGACACAAGCGUCCUCGACGCGCUGCAAGCCAAAUAUGAAGCGCUUCAAUCCAAACUUGACGCGCUUCAAUCCGAACAUGACGCGCUUCAAUCCGAACAUGACGCGCUCGAUACCGCCCACGCAGCCCUGCAAGCCAAAUAUGACGCGCUUCAUUCGACCCACGAAGCGCUUCAAAGCGAUCUCCGUGGCGAAGUGGAGAGCGCUACUGCCAAAGCUGCCGAGUGGCAGGCAAAAUGCGAAGCGGCGACGCGCGACCAAGCCGACUGGCAGGCAAAAUACGAAGCGGCGUGCAACGCGGCACCAGUAGUUACCACAGGCGACAGUGACGCAACGGCGUGGACUGCCAAGACCGAGGCGCUUCAAUCGGCCGCCAAGGCCAGAGAGGCGACCUUACAAGCCGAGAUAGCCGACCUGCGAGAGGCCAAAGCUGCCGACGACGACGCCAUGUCGGCGUUGACAGCCGCCAAAGACGCGCUACAAACCAAGUUCGAUGCACUCGUGACGUCCCAUGCUGCCACGACACUAGCGCUCGACGACCUCCAGGUUGCGCGUCUAGCGAGCGACACUCAGUCCGCGUCAGUGCAAUCAGACGAAAUCGACCGAUGGAAGCGCCAGUGUACAUCGCUCGAGACCCAAUUGGCCGAGUCGGCGACCGAGCACGAAGCUGCGAUUGAAACACUUCAAAAGAGCCAACGCCAGCUGCAGGACAACCUAGCGGCCGCCGAGAACGACUAUCGCGCCGAGACAAGUGCGCUCAACACCCGCUUCCACGAAGAAAAGAAGCACCUCGAAGCGCAGUUGGCCCAGGUGCAGUCGCAGUGGACGUCGCUUCAGAGCCAAGAGUCGUCGACGUCAAGUGUUCUCUCGGCGCUGCAAAAUCAACUUCGCCAGGCGCUCGACGAAAAGGCGGCAGUACACCUGUCGAUGGACGAACAGCUCGAGGCGACGCGCAAGACAGCAGCGGUGUACGAGACCACGAUUUCAAGCUUGAAGCGCGACGCAUCGGACGUCCAGACAACCCAUGCAGCUGCGCUCCAGGCCGCGCUCUCCGAGACGCACAAAGUUGAAGCCGCCAAGCGGGCCUUGGACGAUCAAAAGGCGGCACUCGAGCGCAAGCUCAAGCAGAAAGACGCCGAGAUCGCCGCGCUCACGGCGCAGCUGCAGGCAGAGCCCUCAAGCAGCCCGUCCGCGACGGUGCCGGCGUGGGAGCUCGAGAAGUGGACGACGCAGGCCAAGGCGCUCGAAGCAGAAAAGACCGAAGUACAAGCACGCUACGAGACCGCCAUGCACGAGCUCGACGCGCUUGGUGACCAACACCACCGCCUUCAGCUGGAAAAAGACCAAGCGGAAAAGAAGGGCCGGCAGCUCGAGGCCGAUCGGGACGCGGCGCAGCUCAAACUCAAAAGCGUCCAAGCCGAAUGCGAUACACUCACCUCCAAACUGCGCAGUGUCUCGGCCGAAGUCGCGGACGCGAAGAGCGCAGCCAACAAACUCAAAAUGACAACCCAGUCGCUCGAGGCACAGCUCCAAAAGCAAGCCGACGAGGCAUCGUCGUGGGAAGCCAGAGCAAGCAAGCACCGCGACGCGGCGGAAGCGCUCGAGCUCCAACUGCGUUCGCUCAAGCUUCAGAUGGACGAAAGCAGCUUUCAGCUGUCGAUGGAGCAGCAAGAAAAGACAUUGCUUCAGCAAGAAGUCGAUGCGCUCAAAGCCAAAGCGAUGGCCGCCGUCCCAACCGACAAGAGCUCGUCCGAGAAGGCGAAUAGCUCGGCGUGGAAGGAACAGGUCGACACGCUACUUCUCGAAAAGCAGCAAGCGGUCGAGAAGCUCCGUUUGAUGACCCAAAAGCUCCAGGACGUUGAGAGCAAGAGCAAAACCUCCAUCGAGUCCCUGGAGCGAUCUAUGGCGUCGAUAACCACGGAGAAGCAGGCCAUCCAGGAGCGCUGCGAGAAGGUCGCCAAGCAACUGCAGCAAGCCGAAGGUGCGGUGCGCCGUCUCGAGCAAGAGCGAGACGAGAUCGAUGACAACUACAAGCGCACGAGCCAAGACAAGGUCGACGUCGAGAGCAAGGUGCGGUCGCUUGUCGAGUCGCAACGAUCGCUCGAAACGCAGCUGCGGGAGGCAACCCACCAUGUCGAGUCGCUUGAAGAUGAGAAACGCCAGUUGCAGUACAGCGCGAGUGCAUUCGAGAGCCGGCUCAAACGCUACGAAACCGAUAUUGACCGGCUCAAGACCGAGUUGGCUACGACAACAACCGCCAAAGAGACUGCCGAGACCAAGUUGCGCUCUGAGACUGCAUCGCUCGAGGCAAAGCUCAAGGCGAUUCGCCAAGAGCUAGCCGACUCGCUUCAGCGACGCUCCAACGACGACGAGUCGCAGCGAGAUCAGCUGACGUCGCAACACAAACGCGAGCUCGACGACCUCAAAAAAGAGCUGUUGGCCAAGGUUGCGACCGCCGAGGCCGACACCGAGACGCUGCGUCAGAGUGUGCACGACCGCGCCAAGGAGCUGCAGCUCAAAUCCAAGGAGCUUGAGACUAUCUCGCUGCAGCGGCAAAAGCUCGAGGUUUUGUCUGCUUCGGUUCAAGAGCAGGCACGACAAGAGAAGGUGCAAGCCGCCACCGAUCUGGAGGCGCUCAAAGCGCGGUUGAAAGCCGUACAAACCGAGAAAGACGAACUGUUUCUUCUCGCGUCGGCGUCGACUCCGGUGGCGCCGACGAUGUCGUCGUCGACGACGGCGAGCAACCACGAGCUGCACUCGGUCAAGUUGCAAAUGGCCCACGUCAACCAAAACGAGCUCGAGACGCACCUCAAAGAGGUCACGUCGCAGCUCGAUACGUGGCGGCGCAAAGCCAGCAUGCUAGAUCUGCGCUGCCGCGACUUGGCGCUGGAAAUCGAAGGCCUCCAUGUGGAGAACGCGACGCUGCGGUCGGCGGCGCAGCGACUGCACACGAACGCGCUCGAGUCGCUCUCGAGCCUCGAGCGUCUCAACUACGAGCACAAGAAGCGGCUGUUGCGCUCCGAGUACAUGGGCCAGCUGCGCGACUUUUCCGAUCGAGAGGAGCUCGCUUUGGCGCGGCAGAAAGCGCGCGUCCGCGCGAGCUGCGAGCGGCAGCUGGAAGAGGUCGUGCUGGCGUUUCAGCACCAAACCACGCAGCGCCUCGAACACGAAGAAACCGAGUUCCAAGCCGCACUGCGCCACUGCCAACACGAUCAUGAGCUCCAGCUCCAGCGGGCUCUCAAAGGCUUCCACGACAAACUUGCGGCCUACCAGCGCGAGCUCCAAGACAAGCAAACCGUACAGAUGCACGCCAUGGCCAAGCAAUUGCACGAGGAGGAAGCCCAUUUGGCAGCACGGCUUCGGGAUACCCACCAGCUCAACCGCGAAGACGCGCUCUCCAAAGUCCAGAAUCUACAACCUGGCGAGCUCCCCGAGCUCGUGCUCGACAAGCCGCAACCACUGCAACAACCAGCACCAUCGUCGCCGUACCGAUCCCCCAACCCGGCGUGGGAGGCCCAUUCACGACCAGCAGCCAAGCAAAAGGUCCGUCGACGCAACGCGGAAAGUCGCCACCGACGCGUUCAAUGGCAGCGCAAGAUUGAGAAGGAAGUCGCACUCCUUGAGAAGGCCAAGCACUUUGUUGCAAAACAGAAGAAAGCGCUGAAAACCCGCAUGGCCAAGCUUCAGUGCGAGAAAGACUGGUGGCGCCACGAGACGUCCAUAUCGCCGAAAGACCCGAGCUGGGUCUCAGAGAUGCGGCAGCUUCUCGAGCUUCACGCUGAGCAACUGGCCAAUGACGCACGGGACCUCAAGGCGACGGAGAAGUGGGUAGCCAAACGCGCGAGCAAGAUCCACGCGUUGGAGCGCGCGUGUGACCACGUGGACGAGGACCACGACGAUGACGAUGACGUGUCGACAAACGAGUCGGUCGACGCGACACUCGAGCGGCUUCACGAUGAGUUGCUUCAGGACGGCGCCGCCAUGUCGCACAAGCUGCGCCCCCGUGACCGCGAGAACAUUGCGUGGCCGUCGGAUGUGCCCCCCGUGCACCGCCCGCAGUACGACUAUCGAAGCUACGAGCAACCCGCGUACGCGAGAACGUACUCGGCACCCAUGCAGCAGCUUCACCCGUCCGAGAUGGCAGCCCAAAACCGCUACUACUACCAUCGCCAGCCCGACGAGCGGCACUAUGGUGCGCUUGCGACACCCUCGUACAAGUCGCACAUUGGGGGCAGCAAGGUCACCGACUGGGCGGCCAAGCGUGAAAUGGCCAGCGCCGCGGCCAGUGCCCAUGGAUCGUAUCUGGGCCAGCUCGCCAAGGAGCUGCAGGCGUACACGCGGCAGGCAGAGCCGGCAUUGCGGCUCUCGGAUGGAGAAGUCGACUUGGCCUAG